Thamnophis elegans (Western terrestrial garter snake) is the source of this 6206-nucleotide messenger RNA. It is a transcript of the gene ALS2, whose product is annotated as alsin Rho guanine nucleotide exchange factor ALS2. Bases 167 to 5119 code for a protein of 1650 amino acids. Lineage: Eukaryota; Metazoa; Chordata; Lepidosauria; Squamata; Natricidae. The record is from RefSeq and is a predicted model, not a curated record. The transcript has 34 exons. Gene Ontology annotation, molecular function: guanyl-nucleotide exchange factor activity.
GCCCGGCAAACCACGCCUCUUUUCCUCUUUACGUGAAAUCAGCUGGCGCCAGCGUGCCUAGGGAAGCCGCCGGUGGUUUGGGCAAUUAAAAGCGCGGUCGCGAGACUUCAGGCCUGUUGUUAUUUCAAAGGAGAAUAACUUGGUGAUGGAGCAUUCUCAGUGACUGAUGGACUCAAAAGAAGAAAGCUUAGCAGCCCAGGAAGGAGCAAGAGAGAGAGGCCUGGUCUAUGUGUGGCAAGCUGGUUCCUGCUGUCCUACCCCCGAAAGACUUCCCGGUUGGACUGGAAAAAGAGUGUUGCAGGCAGCCCUUGGAGAAAACCAUGGUGUACUUUUGUCUGAUGAUGGCAAAGUCUAUAGUUUUGGGAAACUUCCUUGGAGACCUGGGCUAGAAGAGUCUUUUAUUAAUUGUCCCACACUGGAAAAAGCUUUGAGUGGACAACAUGUUGUUACAGUGGCAGCUGGCAGCUUUCACAGUGGAGCAGUAACUGAAGGAGGGGCGGUAUAUAUGUGGGGGGAGAAUUCCGCUGGUCAGUGUGCUGUGGCCAAUCAGGCUACUGUGCCAGAGCCCGCCCCCGUCAGCAUUUCUGAUGGCGAAGCUGGACCUUUCUUGCCAAUUCGGAUUUUGCAAUUGACCUGUGGAGAGGAGCACACCUUGGCCCUCUCGCAAAGUAGAGAGAUAUGGGCAUGGGGGAGUGGUUGUCAACUAGGCCUUAUAACCAGUAGUUUUCCCGUGACCAAGCCGCAAAAGGUUGAACACCUGGCAGGGCGUGUGGUGCUUCAGAUUGCUUGUGGGACCCAUCACAGCUUGGCCCUUGUACAGUGCCUCCCCACUCAAGACUUAAAAUCUCUCCCAGAGAGAUGCAAUCACUGCAGCCAGCUUCUCAUUACCAUGACCGAUAAAGAAGACCACGUCAUCAUCUCUGAUAGCCACUGCUGUCCGUUGGGCGUUGUAUUGACUGAGUCCCAGUCUGAGAAUCGCAUGUCUUGUUCAUCACUAGAAACUUUGGAAAGAAAGAGUUUAACAAGCAGCCAAGGUGAGGACUGCCAAAAAACCCUUUCAGAAGAUCAGAUGUUGCCUGGGGCAGAGUACGACGUAGCAAGUAUAUUUUUGAACAAUGAUGGACAGGAAGACAGUGGCAUUUCUAGUCCAGGAAAGCCUUUGAUCGCUGACAAAACAGCAGUAAAGCAACACGUGACGAGCCUUUCAGAUAAGUCGUUAAAUGCAAGCAGGGAGCAGCAAAUCAGCUCUCCACCUGAACAGCAGUCUCAAGAAGAGGAUCAUCUCGUUUGUCUCCCUGGUCCACCUCUCCCAGGUACAUCUGCCCUUAAUAGCCUAGUGGUUUCUUGUGCAUCUGCAGUUGGUGUAAGAGUAGCUGCUACUUAUGAAGCCGGAGCCUCGUCUCUGAAGAAGGUAAUGAACUUCUAUGGCCCGGUUCCAGGUUGCACAGCGUCCCCACCUAGUGGAAGUUCUCCAGUCCUUGAUGGGAUGAAAGACAGCCGAGAAGAGCAGGUCAAGCUGGAAUCAAUGCAAGGCAAAAAAAGUUCCAGCUUGGUAGAUAUUAGAGAAGAGGAAUCUGAAGGAAUCUGUCGAAGACUUUCCUUGCCUGGCUUGCUCUCCCAAGUUUCUCCAAGGCUUUUAAGGAAGGUGGGACGAGCCAAGAUGAGGACAGUUGCCCUGACACCCACAUACAGUGGUGAAGCUGAUGCACUUCUUCCGUCUCUGCGAACUGAGGUGUGGAGCUGGGGGAAAGGAAAAGAUGGGCAACUGGGACAUGGUGACAUCUUGCCAAGGCUCCAACCGUUGUGUGUAAAAAGUCUUGAUGGUAAGGAAGUAAUUCAUUUGUCUGCUGGUGCCCAUCAUUCCUUGGCACUCACAGCUAAAUCACAGGUAUAUGCAUGGGGCAGUAAUAUUUAUGGACAGCUAAGUCAUUUGAAUUCUCCAACCACAAUCCCUCGCCUGGCAAAGAUAUGUGAUGACAACAGAAUUUGGAAUAUAGCAGCAGGUCCAGAUUAUUCCCUAUUCCUAGCAGAGGGGGAAGAUUUUCAGCCUUCUUUGUAUUAUAGUGGCAGAGAAGAAAAAGAAGAUGGUAUUUCAUCUGAAAACAACUGCCUAAAGAGUCCAACAUUGCUGCUAAACUGUAGUAAGCUAGGGUAUAUUAGCCAUGUGACAACAGGUGGAAAUAAGUGUUUGGCUUUAGUGGACAAGAACAUUAUGGGAUACAUCGCGAGUCUUCAUGAGUUGGCUUCGACAGAGAGACAGUUCUACUCCAAACUGAGCUCUGUAAAAUCUCAAGUUCUCCGACCACUUUUGGGAUUUGAUAAUUUAGGUACGGCAUCUACCAUCCAAUUGCUGCAGGAAACGGCAAGUACAUUCAGCAAACUGUGUUACCUGAUUGGUCAGCAUGGAGCCUCUUUGACCAGCUUUCUUCAAGGAUUAAAAGAGGCAAAGAAUCUGGUGAUUCUGAAGCAUUCAAAUCUGUUUUUGGAAAGUUAUACUGAGUACUGUGCUUCCUUGACAAACUUUUUGGUAAUGGGAGGAUUUUCAGUACUCUCCAAGCCAGCAGUGGAUUUCUUAGGCAAAAACCAAGCAUUACUUCAAGAUCUGUCAGAGACAAACGAAAUUUAUCCUUUAAUGGAGAUUCUAAAUGCUCUGUUUUUCUUGCCAAUCAGACGACUUCAUAAUUACGCUAGAGUUUUAUUAAAGCUUGCUACCUGUUUUGAAGUGACAUCUCCAGAAUAUCAAAGCCUUCAGGAUUCCAGUUCUUCUUAUGAAUCUCUGGCUGUCCAUCUCAGUAGGAAAAGAAAAGAUGCUGAAUAUACACUAGGUUUCUGGAAAACAUUUCCUGGGAAAAUGACAGAUUCCUUGAGGAAACCUGAACGGCGGCUGAUCUGUGAAAGCAGCAAUCGAGGAUUGUCGCUGCAACAUGCUGGGAGAUUUUCAGUGAAUUGGUUUAUCCUCUUCAAUGAUGCCUUAGUCCAUGCUCAGUUCUCAACUCACCAUAUUUUUUCCUUGUCUACCCUGUGGAUAGAACCUGUUUCGGAAGAGACUGGUAAUAUGAAUGGUUUGAGAAUCACUACACCUGAAGAACAGUUUAUUCUCAUUUCAUCAAGUCCACAAGAAAAGACUAAGUGGCUGAAAUCUAUAAGCCAAGCUAUAGAUCAGGCCUUAAAGGGGACAUCUGAUUUCCCUCCCUAUGGUGCUAGUGGAAGCCUUCAGAGGCAGGAGCCCCCUAUUUCAAGGAAUGCAAGAUACACCUUCUACAAAGAUCCUCGGCUUAAGGAUGCUACUUACAAUGGUCGAUGGCUUUCUGGGAAGCCACACGGAAGAGGAGUCUUGAAGUGGGCAGAUGGAAAGAUGUAUUCUGGCAUGUUCAGAAAUGGCAUGGAGGAUGGAUAUGGUGAAUAUAAACUACCAAAUAAAACAAUGAAGAAGACUGAUCAUUAUAUUGGAUUUUGGAAAGAAGGCAAAAUGUGUGGACACGGUAUCUACAGGUAUGCAACUGGGGAGGUCUAUGAAGGAAGCUUUCAAGAUAAUAUGCGCCACGGCCAUGGCCUUCUACGCAGUGGGAAACUGACUUCUUCCUCACCUAGCAUGUUCAUUGGCCAAUGGGUGAUGGAUAAGAAGGCUGGAUAUGGAGUAUUUGAUGAUAUUACAAGGGGAGAAAAAUACAUGGGGAUGUGGCAAGAUGAUUUUUGCCAAGGCAAUGGUGUUGUGGUCACACAGUUUGGAUUAUAUUAUGAAGGAUCCUUUAACAACAAUAAAAUGAUGGGGACUGGGGUUUUGCUGUCUGAAGAUGACACGGUAUACGAAGGAGAAUUUUCAGAUAAUUGGACCCUCAAUGGAAAGGGAACGCUGACUUUGCCAAAUGGAGACACUAUUGAAGGCACUUUCAGUGGUGAAUGGGGAUCUGGAAUAAAGAUUACAGGGACCUACUUCAAGCCCACUUUAUAUGAUCAUGAGAAAGAUCGGCCUAAAACACUGCGAAAGUUAGGAAACCUUGCGGUCCCAGCAGAUGAGAAGUGGAGGGCGGUGUUCGAGGACUGCUGGCACCAUCUCGGCUGUGAACAGCCAGGUCAAGGGGACAGGUGGAAAGCGUGGGAUAACAUUGCUGUUGCCCUGACAACCAAUCGGAGGCAACACAAAGAAAGUCCAGAACUCUUGAGCAGAUCACACGCACAAACCCUGGAGAGCUUGGAGUUCAUUCCACAACAUGUCGGUGCCUUCUCGUUGGAAAAAUAUGACAACAUUAAGAAAUACCUCAUAAAGGCAUGUGAUACUCCUCUGCACCCUUUGGGAAAACUUGUGGAAACUCUGGUAGCUGUAUACCGCAUGACGUACGUGGGAGUAGGAGCCAAUCGGCGGCUUUUGAAGGAGGCGGUGAAGGAGAUUAAAUCCUAUUUGAAGCGCAUCUUCCAGUUGAUCAGAUUCCUGUUCCCUGAUCUUCCUGGAGAAGGCAGUGUAAUUCCCUCACUGAUGACUGAGAUGAAAGAAACCAGAUCUUUCUGUACUGGGAAAAAGGACUCGGAACCAGACUCUCCAGAGCCAGGCUAUGUGGUGACAAGCUCUGGCUUAUUACUUCCUGUGCUGCUCCCACGACUUUAUCCUCCUCUGUUUAUGCUGUAUGCCUUGGACAAUGAAAGAGAGGAAGAUGUUUACUGGGAAUGCGUUCUACGUUUGAACAAACAACCAGAUAAAGCACUAUUGAGUUUUUUGGGAGUGCAAACGAAGUUUUGGCCAACAACAGCAUCUGCCUUUGGUGAAAAUAAAAAGGUAUUGCCAAAUUCAAAAGAUGCCUGUUUUGCUUCUGCUGUGGAAUGCCUACAACAGAUCAGCACAACGUUUACACCUACUGACAAGUUGAAGGUGAUCCAGCAGACAUUUGAGGAGAUCUCACAGAGCGUUCUUGAGUCUCUUCAUGAAGAUUUCCUGUGGUCCAUGGAUGAUUUGUUUCCCGUUUUUCUGUAUGUGGUGCUACGAGCCCGAAUAAGAAAUCUGGGGUCUGAAGUUCACUUGAUCGAGGACCUCAUGGAUCCCUAUCUCCAACACGGGGAGCAAGGCAUUAUGUUCACUACCCUGAAGGCAUGCUAUUACCAGAUUCAGCAUGAAAAGCUCACCUAACAUAUUUGCCUUAUGUAGAAGACUCGCCUGAAUUUUUAUUCAUCCUCCCUGAAAUAAAAUGAAAACAGAGACAUCAAUCUGUGGAUGCAAUUUCUAAAGCUUUCAAGUCAGAAAAAAAAGCAAAGAUGUCAGAUCAAAGAAAAAGAGAUCAGAUUUGGAAAGCAAUUAUUUUUUGAAGAAAAUGUUAGACUCACGUAGAUCUCAAGAAAGAAAAAUACCAUCCAGGACACAUGCUGCUUUUGACACAGAAGAAGCUGAAAAUGUUGUGAUUUUGAAGGACUGAAAUGCACUACAGAACUACUGUAUUAUUUUUAAAUGAAGCUGCCUAGGUUUGUGUGUCACUGGGGAAAAAUAGUUGACACAAAUAACCUUCUUACUAAAAGAAAAAAAACAGUUUGUGAAAAAAAAAUCCUCUCUAUAAAGUUAUAAAGUACAAGUGCUUGCGUGAAAUCGAGAGCUGUUGGAUUUAUUAAUUCCAAAGCGUUAAAUAUGUGGGAGCUGAUAUUUCUUUACUUUUUUGGGGGGGGAGGGGGAGGUGUUAAGGGGAAUUUAUUAUUUAACAUCAAGGAACAUUGUAAAUGUCAGCACUGAAUUUAAUAUUUAAAAAUGUUUACAGAACUCUUAGUUCUUCUAAGCCUUGAUGAACAAACUUUAUAAGCUACAGUUGGAAUGGUUUACCUAACAACGUUACAGAAUGGACUUCAUGUUACAGAAUGAUAAAACUGCAAUCUUACUAAAGAUAUGCUCUCAGCAUUGAAGUAUUAUCAUUAUGCGAUUUUGAACUGCUACAUCUGCAAUGCCAUUUGGACAGAAGGAACCCUUAUUACCAGCAACUCUGUGUCAUUGUUCUUGUUAUUUUUCCUUUGCCUUGUAUGAGUAGCUCUCAUUCUGGAUAAAACAGGUGCUGUUCUUUAUUAUAUCAGAAAUGCUCCCCUGGUUAAAUUCAGUUAAUAAUAUUCAAUACAAAUAACCCCUGGACAUCAGAAUCAUGCUUGUGUGUUAACUUCUUUUAUUAAAAAUGGAUUUUUGUUGAACUAUAAUUAUAAAUGAAGCAAUUUUCAUAAUAAAAAUACUACUAAUUCUGUCA